Messenger RNA from Cynoglossus semilaevis (tongue sole), 7066 nucleotides. It is a transcript of the gene znf521, whose product is annotated as zinc finger protein 521. The coding region runs from base 1439 to 5632 and encodes 1397 amino acids. Gene Ontology annotation, molecular function: DNA-binding transcription factor activity, RNA polymerase II-specific; RNA polymerase II transcription regulatory region sequence-specific DNA binding. Gene Ontology annotation, cellular component: nucleus. The transcript is spliced from 9 exons. NCBI's taxonomy places the organism in Eukaryota, Metazoa, Chordata, Actinopteri, Pleuronectiformes, Cynoglossidae. Gene Ontology annotation, biological process: regulation of transcription by RNA polymerase II. The record is from RefSeq and is a predicted model, not a curated record.
GGUACUGCAUGAUUUGCACAAAUAAAAAUAUUUUCUGAGACAUUUUGUCUAUUUGUCAAAAAAGUGAAUUAAUAGCAGUUUGCAAAGUUUCACUACAAUAAAAACAAAAAAACAUAAGGGAGGACAAAGGAAGAAAAAAGAGGCAAAAAUGAAAGCAAUCGCAUCUCUCACUGCAAGUGUGAUUAAGUGAAUGCUAAUGUCUGUCUGUUCAUUGCUUUUUAAACGUCAUAAUAAUAAUAUUUUCAUAAUAGCGCCACCAGAUUGUGCAAAAAAAUAAAAAGUAAACGUCUUCUUAGAAUCUGCUGCUGCCAUGACAUGUCAUAUACAGUCUGUCAACAUCCGCACAGAAAAUGUCUCUCUGCUUAACCAUCUCUACCAGAAGGGGGACCAGUCCGUCUGCCGUAGACCGAGAGUGGCCGACGGCGAGCUGAAGCAGAGGAGACGCCAGGGUGAGCAAGCCGACUCUGGGUUUAGAGUUCGACUCCAGAUCCGAGGAGCCGGCAGAUCCAGCAAUCCGCAUCUUGCCACGAUCCCUAGGAUUUUAAUCAUGCCUCUCUGUCUGUGUGUGAGUGCAGGCAGGCUGACAAUGAUUUCCUCAGUGAUUACGUACAGAGCGAGUCCCUGCGGGGUAGGGGCCCCCUCUGGAGCCAUCCUGAUGGCUUUGGGGGCCUUGCUUCCAUUUUCCAUUAUUAUGUGGACUACCGGAGCGACAGCGCAGUCCAAGACCUUGCAGGUUUGUGAUGAGGAGGGAGCUUCCAUCUUCUCUCUGCUUCUUCAUCCUCUUUUUAAGAGCAAUUUAGACCUAGACUUAGAUCAGAUUCCAAACCUAAUUCAUGAUUAGAUGACUGGAGAGGGAAAAGGGAAGAGUCUGUGAUAGUUUUGAUCAUGUUAGAUGGAUAUGGAGUGAAAAGUGUAUUUAUCAUUUUUACACCUUUUCGGGGGGUUUUGGUACAUUUUUGUGCACUGUCACAGGAGACGUUUUGCUGAUGUCUUUCUGCCGCGGAUGCAUUUGAGAUGAGAGGCGAAAGGCACAUUUUGCACUUUUAUUUCUAAAAAAAAAAAAAAAAAAAAAAAGAACGAAAGAAAGAAAGGAAACACAUCAUGCCAUUACGCGUGUGUGUUUUGCCGGAGAAUGGAAGCGCAUGACGGGAUCUCUAUAUCCUCACACUUUUCCCCGAUACCCGGCUCAACUAAGCGGCGUCGCCUGCACAGAUCGGGCUAAUCGGAUUUUAUCUCGUCCACCUACUCAUCACAAAACAACAGCAAACUCGUGCCGCGACCGCGCGUCAAAGGGGCCAAGUUGCACCUUUCUGUGAUGGUCAAAAGGCAGCCGCGGUUGUGGUCAGGGAAAUUUAGAGAGACUGCACCUUUAGACCAUCCCGUGUUGUUGAAAUUAUCCGACAGAAACUGAGCAACUUCAGCGUUUUUUUUCUGUAGGAUGUCGCGCCGCAAGCAAGCUAAACCAAGAUCACUGAAAGUAGAAGACAAUGUGACAGAGGACCAGCACAGUCCCGGGCAGACUGCCAUUCCAAGUGAUCCAGAGAGCGCCCUCGAGAGGGCGGCGGAGGAUGGUGAGGCCGGGCAUUUGAAGAAGAGGCUGCUUUCUCCAGAGGAAGGAGAGGAGGGAGAGGAGGAGGACGAGGAGCCUGCGCUGCACAGCUGCGACAGCUGCCGGCAGGUGUUCGAGUCGCUGAGCGAUCUCACCGAACACAAGAUUAAUCAAUGCCAGCUGACAGAUGGUGCUGAUCUGGAGGAUGACCCAUCGUGUUCCUGGCCAGCAUCAUCUCCUUCCAGUAAGGAUCAGACUUCUCCAGGACACUGUGAGGACUACGAUUAUGGUGAAGAGGAAGGGGGCCCUGGUCUGCCGUACCCAUGUCAGUUCUGUGACAAAUCCUUCAGUCGCUUGAGUUUCCUAAAGCGCCACGAACAGAGUCACGGUGACAAACUCCCUUUCAGCUGUACCUUUUGCAGUCGGCUCUUUAAACACAAGCGCAGCCGAGAUCGACACGUGAAGCUCCACACUGGUGAUAAGAAGUACCACUGUGGAGAGUGUGACUCGGCCUUCUCUCGCAGUGACCACCUAAAGAUCCACAUGAAAACCCACGCCUCUAACAAACCCCACAAGUGCCCCGUGUGCCGUCGAGGCUUCCUUUCCUCCAGUUCUCUUCAUGGCCACAUGCAAGUGCACGAACGGGGCAAAGACGGCAGUAGCUCCAGCCUCUCCAGGGCCGAUGAUUGGAAGCUGAAAGAGACACGCAAAUGCAGUCGUUGUGAGGAAGGUUUUGAUGUUCCAGAAGAGCUUCAGAGACACAUUUCUGAGUGCCACCCAGAGUGCUCGCCCUCAGAAGACGGUGGAUUGGGCGCCACUCUGCAGUGCAUCUAUUGUCAUGAGCCCUUCAGUGAUGAAAGCACCUUGCUAACCCACAUUGACCAGGCCCACAGCCGGGACAGGAAAGGCCAUACCUGUGCUAUCUGCUCUGAACACUUUCUCUCUGUUGAAGACCUCUAUGCUCACAUGGACAUUCACCAGCUCCCAGAGUCGAGUAACCACAGUAACAGUCCUUCGAUGCUAACAGUGGGCUACACCUCUGUCUCUAGCACUACUCCUGACUCUAACCUCUCCGUUGACAGUUCCACGAUGGUGGAGACAGCUCCACCUGUGCCCAAGACAAGGGGCAGGAGAAAGAGGGCUGCUCAGAACUCAUCAGACUUAGGAGGACGUUCCUCCAAACAGGCUAAAGUAUCCUACAGUUGUAUUUACUGUAACAAGCAAGUGUUUUCUAGUUUGGCAGUGCUUCAAAUUCACCUACGGACCAUGCAUCUGGAUAAGCCAGAGCAGGCUCAUACUUGCCAGUAUUGUUUGGAGGUCUUGCCUUCACUGCUUAAUCUGAAUGAACAUCUUAAGCAGGUCCAUAAUGCGGAGGACCAAGCGGUGCUUUUAGCCAGCUUGCCUGAUGCCCUACUCCAGUGCAACUUUUGCCCAGAGGUGCUAAGUGACCUCAAUGCACUCCAGGAACACAUCCGCUGCUCACAUGGAUUUCCUAGUCCUGUGGCCAAAGAGAGUAAUGCCUUUUUCUGUCCCCAGUGCUUCAUGGGAUUUUUGACUGAGGCUACCUUGGAGGAGCACGUCCGCCAGACUCACUGUGAUGGGGGCAGCUUGCGAUUCGACUCUCCCUUGGCUGUAACACCUAAGGAGCCUAUAGUAGAAGUGUACUCCUGUUCAUACUGUACAAAUUCUCCUAUAUUCAACAGUGUCCUGAAGCUGAACAAGCAUAUAAAGGAGAAUCACAAGAACAUUCCACUUGCCCUGAACUAUAUCAACAACGGAAAGAAAUCCCUCCGCACUCUCAGCCCUUCUUCUCCAAUAUCGGUUGAGACAACCAUGAUGAAACAGGGCGGCUCAGCUUCUCGUACCUCCAGUGAGUUUAUAUGUAACCAGUGUGGAGCCAAGUAUACAAACUUGGACCUUUUCCAGACUCACCUAAAAACUCACCUGGAUGGCCUGCAGCCUCAGCUGACGUGCCCACAGUGCAACAAAGAGUUCCCCAACCAAGAGUCCUUGUUAAAGCACGUGACAAUUCACUUUACUAUCACCUCCACUUAUUACAUCUGUGAGAGCUGUGACAAGCAGUUCACGUCGGUGGAUGACUUGCAGAAGCACCUCCUGGACAUGCAUACUUUCGUGUUCUUUCGUUGCACUCUCUGCCAAGAAGUGUUUGACUCAAAAGUGUCCACCCAGCUCCACCUUGCUGUGAAGCACAGCAAUGAGAAGAAAGUGUAUCGCUGCACCUCCUGCAACUGGGAUUUCAGGCAUGAGACUGACUUACAGCUACAUGUAAAACACAGCCACCUGGAAAACCAGGGCCGUGCCCAUCGAUGCAUUUUUUGCGGCGAAUCCUUCGGCACAGAGGUGGAGCUGCAGUGUCACAUCACCACCCACAGCAAGAAGUAUAACUGUCGCUUCUGCAGCAAGGCCUUCCACGCUAUCGUCCUCUUAGAGAAGCACUUAAGAGAGAAGCACUGUGUUUUUGAGGGCAAGGCACAGAAUUGUGGUGCUAAUGGCUCUACUGCGAGUGGUGGAGAAGGUCAGCCAAAAGAGGAUUCUGAAAUACAAAGUCUUCUAACAAACAGUCAUGGUACAGGGGCAGCAGUAGGUUCUGCAGUGGAGUCCCAGAACAGCCAUGAUGGAAGUGAGGAAGAGGUGGAAACUGCAGAACCCAUGUAUGGGUGUGACAUCUGCGGUGCAUCCUAUACAAUGGACUCACUCCUGACUAAUCAUCAGCUGAGAGACCAUAAUAUACGACCUGGAGAGAGUGCAAUGAUUAAAAGGAAAGCUGAGAUGAUAAAAGGCAACCACAAGUGCAAUGUCUGUUCUCGCACCUUCUUCUCUGAAGCCGGGCUGAGAGAACACAUGCAGACCCACCUUGGGCCUGUUAAACAUUACAUGUGUCCAAUAUGUGGAGAGCGUUUCCCUUCCUUACUCACCUUGACUGAGCAUAAGGUUACUCACAGCAAGAGUUUGGACACAGGAAGCUGCAGAAUCUGUAAGAUGCCCCUGCAAAGUGAGGAAGACUUUCUGGAGCACUGUCAGAUGCACCCAGACCUGAGGAACUCCCUGACAGGUUUCCGCUGUGUUGUCUGCAUGCAGACAGUAACCUCCACAUUGGAGCUCAAGAUCCAUGGUACAUUUCACAUGCAAAAAACAGGUACCAUGACUGCAAACCAUCCCGUAGGCCGCAACAAUGUAAUCUCUCAUAACCAACAUCAACACCAUCCUCAGAAAAUCUUCAAGUGUGCCUCUUGUCUAAAAGACUUCCGGUCCAAACAAGAUCUUGUGAAGCUGGACAUCAACGGCCUGCCUUACGGACUCUGUGCAUCGUGUGUGGCUGCGGCAGGUUCUAAAAGCUCCAGUCCCACCAUGAACGGAGGCAGGCAGCAGCUCCACGGAGGAUCCACCACCCCCGCCCCAAAUAUGGGCACGCGGGGUCAGGGGGAGGGUCUCAGCCCUGGGGAGGGGAAAGGCAAAACUGUCUCUUCAUCAUCCUCAUCCUCCUCCACAUCAUCCUCCGUUGCCAAGACACGAUGCUCCAGCUGCAAUGUAAAGUUUGAAUCUGAGGCAGAGUUGCAAAAUCAUGUGCAAACGGUGCAUCGAGAACAGGCAGGAGAUAGCAACAGUGGGCAGAUGAAGACCCCCCAGGUGUCUCCCAUGCCAAGGGCCAGUCCAUCGCUAACUGAAGAGAAGACGUACCAAUGCAUCAAAUGUCAGAUGGUGUUCUACAGUGAAUGGGACAUUCAAGUACAUGUGGCCAACCAUAUGCUGGGCUUACAAGUAUCUGGAUCACAUCAUCAAAUAGAGGAAGGACUGAACCAUGAAUGCAAGCUGUGCAGUCAGUCGUUUGACUCACCAGCCAAGCUUCAAUGCCACCUAAUUGAGCACAGCUUUGAAGGCAUGGGAGGGACGUUCAAGUGUCCAGUCUGCUUCACAGUGUUUGUCCAGGCCAACAAGCUCCAGCAGCACAUCUUCUCCGCCCACGGCCAGGAGGAUAAGAUCUACGACUGCUCGCAGUGCCCCCAGAAGUUCUUCUUUCAGACGGAGUUACAGAACCACGCGUUGACUCAGCACAGCAGCUAACGUGACGGAGAUCAGCGGCACGGCCGAGAACGAGGAUCACAUGAAGCGGAGGAUGUUUUGAACCACCAAUUACCGUCAGUGCAGUUUUCCACUGACUGUCUUGCACUGAACUUUCAACCGAGUUACACCACAAGGAACCUAUGCCACAGCAAAGGAGUGGAAAAAAAGUAAAGAAAAUAAAAAAAUGAAAGCGAGAGAGAGAGAGAGAGAGGAAAGAACAAAAAAGUAACCCCUCUCCCGUCUUUACUCACCAUUAUUUCAAAAAUAAAUAAACGCCAACUCGUUUGUACAUAGUACCUUUCAUGUGUUGCUUAACUACAGCUAUAUUGCAAUCUUAUACAGUAUUUGCCAAUGUACAGUCCAACAUGUUUGUCCAAAAAAAAAGGAAGAAGGGGAGAAGAAGGGACAUGUAUUAAUCAGACUAAAGCAGUUGUGUACAGAAGAAACUUGGUGCCUCUGAGGGGGGAGGGAACUGUGGGGAAGGGUGAGUUUUGUCAGGAGGACUCUUUUCAUCAGCCCCACUCCUACGGCGCAGUGUGUCACUCUGUGUCCAGACGUGGUCGGUCGUUAUGGACGAGAAAAGCUCGAUUCACCAGCAAAGGCUGAAAUCUGCUCUCUGUCUCUGUGUGUGUGAUGGAGCCACCGAGCUGCGCUGCCUGUGCUGGGGUCCGUGUAAAAAAAAAAAAAGAAAAAACCUAACAGAAAGAUGAGGAGAGAGAAAAGAGGACAGGAUGCUGAUAUAUGCAAAUGCAGUGACACACAUUUGGAAAAGGCUAGUUGCUCUGGUUGGCUCGUGAACAGCAGCUCCCAUGUGGCUCUUAGAGCAUGAGGGACAUUUUCAGCCCACUGACUCAACCUGUACAUUUCUGUUAGUAAUGUUUACUGCUCUUUGAAGCCUGGAGAUUACUGGAUAUUUUUUUUAUUAUUAUUAAUAUUAUGGUUAUUGUUCUUUUUUUUUCUUUUUGUUUUCUCGCUACAUGUUUUCACCACGAGGGAGUGGUUUCACUUGGAUUCAUGAGGAUUGAAUGUGUUUUUCAGCCUUUUGUGGGGAUACGUUGUAAUUAAAAAUCCGUCCCUGGCUCUCCUGGAGAGUGUCCAAGUUCCUCUUCGUGUUCCUUUGCAGUAUCCCGUUGCUCUCUGCUCCGGCCGGACGCAGCUGUGGCGUCACACGCGACUCUGCAACCAUUCUGUUCUGUAAAUGUUUUGCAUUCAUUGAACCUGAGAUGCACUUUUGUAUGAGACUUUAAUGUUUUGACCUUUUGAUUGAGAAUUGUUCGUACACAGUUUACAGGAAGCCACCAUCUCCUGCAGCUAAAGGACAGUUAUACCCGAUGUUAUUAAAUUGUAUUGUACAAAUAUGGAGUUCUGUAUUUGGCAGACCUCGUUUUUUUUGUGUUGCACAUGUGAUGAAAAUAUUAAAAACUGUAUGAUGAA